Messenger RNA from Erpetoichthys calabaricus (reedfish), 8370 nucleotides. It is a transcript of the gene arid1b, whose product is annotated as AT rich interactive domain 1B (SWI1-like). Lineage: Eukaryota; Metazoa; Chordata; Cladistia; Polypteriformes; Polypteridae. The record is from RefSeq and is a predicted model, not a curated record. Gene Ontology annotation, molecular function: DNA binding; nucleosome binding. Gene Ontology annotation, cellular component: SWI/SNF complex; nucleoplasm; nBAF complex. Gene Ontology annotation, biological process: chromatin remodeling; positive regulation of DNA-templated transcription; regulation of transcription by RNA polymerase II.
CGCUUUUCAAAAAGUCGCUGUUCCACUGCCAUUAGGCAGCGAGGGCUGAAGGAUAAGUGUGACAGACGUGCUGAUCGGCAACUGUAACGAGAAUGUGACCUCGACGCUGGCUCUAGAGCAGGCAUCGUUAGACCUUCCGAUGGCUGUCUACUCUACCUGAACGUUCAUAUCGGUGAAAACAGACGGAGGUAACCUGCGGGAGAAAGCGCGAUCCAGUCCGCGUUUUCCACAUGCGCGGCUCAUGUAACAAGAGAGAAGUGGAUAAUAGUUGUUGGAUGUCUCUCUCUCUCUUAUGCCAUGCUGGGCCAGAGCGCCUCAGCAGACAUGUAUUUGCCCAUAUCCGGGUUAGAGAGGAAAGCAAAGAAAGUUUCAUUUAAAGCUGAACAAAAAAGUUUCAAUAUGAAAUCGCAUCGGUGGAGAGAGCCCUGUCAGUGAGACGUCGUUGUUUUUUUUUUUUUGAUCGCAGACUUUAGUUCCCGUUUGUCAACGGGUGCUCUUUUUUUUUGUAGAUUUGUAGGACAAGACUUUUUUUCUUUUAAAUUCUUCCCUUUUUUGGUUGCCCUUCUUGGAUGAUCCGCUGAAAUGUUGAAAUGAUCAUGGCCGCGCAAGUAGCGACUGCUCCGGCGACUCAGAAGGCUAAAAAUCCGGGUUUGAGCAGCACUUUGAGUCCAGAUUUGAACUCGGAAGGCAGCGGGCAAGGAUCCGGAUCGAUGCUGGGAGCCGGAGAUGGCUCUGGCAGCAGCAUGAAUAAUGUGGAUCACCAUCGCCACCUCCACCGUCACCACCACCACGCAGCCGAGCUGAACGCGGCCAAUGCAACUUCUGCGAACAGCAAAUCGGACACGAGAGAGAAUGAAGCGGUGGACGCGACCCUAGCCUCGACCAUUUCUUCCACUUCUGCAAGCAUGGAGACAGCUUUAAUAGCGAGUCAUAAACUGAAAAAUAUUGGCGGUGGCGGCGAUCUCCCUCCUUCAGCUCACCCUCACGCACCACCGCAGCCGCCACCUCCUCCGCCGCCACCGUUUAGCCAGUUUCAGCCACACCACCCUCACCACGUCCAAAACAGCAAGACCGGUCAGACACCGUCUGAAUCGGACGGUCCGCAGCAUGGAGGAAAAGAAAAUCUGUUGGGCAACCAGAUGGAGCAACCACCGCCACCAAUGCUGAAUAAAAGUGAGGAGGAGGAAGAAGACGAGGAGGAGAACGUGCCCUGUAGAUCGGGUGAGCCGAUGGGCGGUAGAUAUGAGCAUGCCAGUUUGGGACCCCCGAGCAGCAUCAGCGGACAGAGUGCAGGGGGUAACGGCAGCCUCUCCGACUUUAAUCAUUACUAUAGUAAUGCCAGAGGAGGGCCUUGCUUUGAUCAAUAUGGCGGACAACAAAGCCCCGGGAUGGGGAUAAUGCAUCCCGCAACACCCAGCAGCAUCGAUCCUUUGCAAAACUCCCAUGAAAGCUACCCGAACAGCCAGUUCAAUCAUUACCCGGGCUACAGAGCGAGCUACGGUGGCGCCGGCUAUGGCAUGAUGGGCUCACCGAGGCAAGGGAGCGGCGUUCUGAUGGGCCCCAGCAAAACAUUAGCAAGCUCCGCUACCCCAACUCCCGGGAACACCCGUGGUGUGGGCUUCCAAAGGUUCACAGGACAGAUUAGACAACACCCGUCAGGGGCCACUCCGACUCUAAACCAACUUCUGACGGCCCCCAGUCCCAUGAUGAGGGGUUACAGCGCAGCUUACUCAGAGUAUAAUCACCCCAGUGCCCAGGCACCACCACCGCCAUCCCAGCAGCAUCACACUGGCAUUGGGCUGUGCAAAGACAUGGCCAGUCAGUACGGACCUGCAGCCCCAGGAUGGGGAGGACAACAGAGAAGCCACCCCGCUGCCAGCGCAGGAAAUACUGGACAAGCGAUGAGUCGAUCGCAGGCAAAUCAAAUGGAGCCAAUGGCAAUGAAGCGACCGCAGCUGUUUGGGAUGAGCAGUGGUCCUUAUUCGCAGACUCAGCAGGGUGGCUCCUAUCCAGGGCAGCCCUACGCAUCCCCUUCUCCUCACAGAUACCAAAUGGCAAUGCAUGGACACAGUCAAGGAGGAAUGGGCGGAAUGCACUUCUCUCAGCAGCAGAUGCCUACACAGUACAGCCAGCAAGGUGUGAGUGGGUACUGCCAGCAAAGCCAACAGACUUAUUACAGCCAACCCCAACAACCUGUGGCUCCAACACAACCUUCAUAUAUGCAGCAGAGAAUUCCACCUCAGCAGGAUAUAUCUCAGGAAGGUUAUGGAAACCGGAGUCAAACGUCUGUGACACCAGGAAAGACAAAUCAUGAGGAGAUGAACCUGAUGCAGCAGGAUCGGCCUUCCAGUUUGCCGGACUUGUCUGGGUCAAUUGAUGACUUGCCUACAGGAACCGAGGCCACCCUGAGCUCUGCUGUCAGUGCCUCUGGCUCCACAAGCAGUCAGGGGGAACAAAGCAAUCCAGCACAGUCUCCAUUCUCACCCCAUGCAUCACCACAUCUUUCCAGCAUGCGCAGCGGCCCCUCACCAUCUCCAGUGGGCUCUCCUGUGGGGAGUAAUCAGUCCAGGUCGGGGCCCAUUUCCCCAGCAAGCGUUUCAGGUAGCCAGAUGGCUCCACAGACACCAGGAAACCAAUCAGAUGCCGGAUCUCAUUCCACACUCAGUCAGUCCCCAAUGUCUCAGGAGAGAGGUUUUAUGCCUGGCAUACAGCGGAGCACUCCCAUGACCCAGUAUGGCUCACAACAGACUGGACCAUCAAUGUCACCGCAUCCAUCCCCUGGAGGGUCCAUGCACCCUGGAAUAGGCACAUACCAGCAGGGUAGCUCUGGAAACGCAUAUGGACCACAGAGUGGACAGUACGGACCCCAAGGUAACUACCCAAGGCCACCUAGUUAUGGAGGAGUUCCUAGUGGCAAUUACAGUGGACCAGGACCAGGCAUGAGCAACAGUUUGGGUAUGAAUGCCAGCAGCCCCAUGCAUGGGCAGGGUCCUGGGCAGCCAUGUGGCUCUAUGCCCAUAGGUCGAGGGCCUGCCUCUGGAAUGGUCAGCAGAUCAUACGCAGGGAAUGUGAGCAAUGUAGCACCCAGCUCUCCAAACAUGCCUCAGCAAGCAGGCCCAGGGAUGGGCCCACCUAUGCCCAGCAUCAACCGAAAAGCACAGGAGGCCGCCGAGGCUGUCAUGCAUGCUGCUGCAAGUUCCACACAAAGCAGGCAAAGCAACUACUCAAGCAUGAAUCAAAGUGGAAUGAUGGCCUCAAAUUCACCUUAUAGCCAGUCCAUAAAUAACAACUCUGGAAUGAUGAAUCCUCAGACUCCUCACUACAACCUCCCCACAGGAAUGGUCAACAGCUCUGCCGGUCCCAUUGGUCUCCCUGGAGAUGGAACAGGUAGUGACUGCAAACCUUUGAAAUCAGACAUAAAAGAGGACACCAUUCUACCCUCAGAAGCCAAAUAUAAGGAUAGCUACAGCUCUCAGGGUUUUUCACAGCCCCCCAUCCCUGGCAAUCUAGCAGUCCCUUCCCCCCUGUCCCCCAGCACUGCUAGCAUCUCCUCAUUUCAUGGAGAUGAAAGUGAUAACAUAAACAGCCCAGGCUGGCCAAAGACUUCGUCGAGCCCUAAGUCCUGUUCGUCUUUUAUAAGCAAUGAGAAGAUCACCAAACUCUAUGAUAUGGGCAAUGAGCCAGAACGCAGAAUGUGGGUGGACCGUUACCUGUCUUUUAUGGAGGAGAGGGGGACCGUUGUUCUCCAUCUUCCUCUUGUUGGGAAAAAACCACUAGACCUGUGUCGACUCUAUCUUUCAGUUAGAGAUAUAGGAGGCCUGGCCCAGGUUAACAAAAACAAGAAGUGGAGGGAACUGGCCAGCAAUCUUAACGUGGGGACGUCAAGCAGCUCUGCCAGCUCCCUAAAGAAACAGUAUAUCCAAUACCUGUUUGCUUUUGAAUGUAAGGUUGAGAGAGGAGAGGAGCCUCCACCUGAAAUAUUUGCUGUGGGUGACAACAAGAAACAGCCCAAACUACAACCACCUUCACCAGGAAACACAGAAGCCUUCAUGCCACCUUCACAGUUAUCCAACAGUGGAAUGCAGGACAUGUAUAGUCGGACCCCGUCUGGGGGACUGUCUGCUCUGGGGAUAGGUCAACGUCAGCAAUACCUUUACAGUCCUGGUUAUGACCGGAGCCUUAGGCCAGACCAUGGAAUGGGCCCAGAUGGCAGUAUGGGACCACCAGGAGGUCAGAAUAAUAUGGCUGCUUCUAAUAGUGAUCCCAGCAUGUAUUCUCCUAACCGAUACCAUGGCCAACAAAGACAUGAGCCAUAUGGACAACAGUAUCCUGUCCAGGGGCAGCCUUCAACCCAGAUGCCAUAUGGAUCUCAUCAGACGGGGAUGUUUCCUCACCAGCAGGGUUAUAAACGGCCUAUGGAUGGCUUGUAUGGCCUCCCUGCCAAGCGCCACGAAGGAGAUAUCUACAACGUGCAGUACGGAAACCAACAGCCAGAGAUGUAUGGCCAGUAUGGCAGCAGCUACUCAGGGCCAGAUCGGCGACCCUUGCAAUCACAGUAUUCAUAUCCUUACAACCGUGAUAGGAUGCAGACACCAGGUCCAGCUCCCACAGCUCAGCAUGGAAUGCCAUCUCAGAUGAUGAGUGGCCCCCUGCAGCAGUGCUCCACCACAAACUCUGCUGAAGCUCCUCAGCAAAAUGUUUGGCCUUCCAGGAUGGAUAUGACAUACCCAUAUUCAAAUCGGCAAGGACCAGGUGGACCCUCUCAAGGUUCUCCUUACCACAGUAUGGGCAGAGGGGAGGAGAUAAUGGUGCCUGAACAGAGGCUGAACUCCGAUGGCCAGUGGUCAAACCAUGUCAACCAGCGGCAAUCAUCUUAUUUGCCUCCAUCCUCUGCCCCACUUGCACCCAUGACCACACGAUCAUCCCAGUCGUCGUACCAAUCACCACCAAACAUGCCAAAUCACAUUUCACGAGCUCCCAGCCCUGCAUCUUUUCAACGUUCUUUGGAUGCCCACAUGUCACCCAGUAAGUCACCCUUCAUCUCAGCAAAAAUGCAGAAGAUUGGCCCUCCUGUUCCAACUUCACAGGUCUCUGGACCUCCUGUUCAGCCCUCACCUGCUCCAAGACAGGAAAUUACAUUUCCUCUGGGAUCUGUAGAAGCCACUCCACCCAUUCUAAAGUCAAAGCGCAAGUUAACAUCCAAGGAUACUGGAACACCAGAGGCAUGGCGUGUAAUGAUGUCUCUGAAGUCUGGCCUACUUGCUGAAAGUACAUGGGCGCUGGACACUAUUAACAUUCUUCUGUAUGAUGAUAGCACUAUUGCCUCAUUUAAUCUCUCUCAGUUGCCUGGAUUCCUAGAGCUAUUGGUGGAAUAUUUCAGAAGAUGCCUGAUUGAAAUCUUUGGUAUUCUUCAAGAGUAUGAAGUUGGUGCGUCAGAUCUACAAACUGUUUCUGAAACUGUUAAUGAUGUAAAGGAAAGUCUAUUCUACCCUGUCAGCAAUGGAAUCACAGAAGACAGUGAAAGUGAAGGACAUAAAAAAAUAUACUGCUUGGGAAAGCCAGACACAUCCAAAUCAGAGGAGGUUGAGGAAGAGGAAAACCAAGAUGGUGAUAGUGGAAUAGAUAGUGAAGAACAAACAUGCGAGAAGCCUGAGGAAACCCCAAAGCAGGCCAGCAAAUUUGACAAGCUACCACUGAAGGUGGUACACCGAGAGGAUGACUUUGUGGUGGACUGCUCAGACCAGCUGGGACAAGUAGAAAACUUUCAUAGCAGCCUCCUCCUUUGGCAGAUUGGUGGAGGUGAUUCCACAAAACACAUCCAGACCCAUUUUGAAUGUAAAAUGGAUUUGUUUACUAGGACAAGCUACAUAAGUCCCGAAGCAAAUUUAAACUCUGAACAGAGGGAUAGCCAAGCUGACCAUCAAGAGCCAGAGAAGCACAUAGUAAAGAGUAUUAUGGCAACCAUUGAUGAUAUGUUGAAUACCCAUUCUGGACAACUGCAAGAGGAAACCACAAGUUCUCCCACUCAUUCUAGUAAUUUUCCAUUUGGCGUCUACCAAACCAAGAAUCACAAAAAUAUCAACGUUUUGGAGGAUGAACCGAAAGGUCAUGAUGAGGGUCCACUGUUCACCAUUUUAGACUGGCAGGAGUCGCUGGCAAAGCGCUGUAUGUGUGUAUCCAACAUUGUGCGGAACUUAUCGUUUGUGCCUGGUAAUGAUGCAGAGAUGGCUAAGCAUCCUGGGCUUGUCCUUAUUUUAGGAAAACUAGUUCUGUUACACCAUGGACAUCCUGAAAGAAAGCGAGCCUUUGAAAAGGAAGAGGAGAAAUUUAAGGGGUUGUCGUGCAGUAAGAAUGAAUGGUGGUGGGACUGCCUGCAGGUCCUACGAGAAAACACAUUAGUCACUUUGGCUAACAUUGCUGGGCAGCUAGACCUAUCUGCUUAUUCCGAAAAUAUCUGCUUGCCUAUCAUUGAUGGUCUCCUCCACUGGAUGGUAUGUCCUUCAGCUGAGGCGCAAGACCCCUUUCCCACAGUGGGCAUAAACUCUGCUCUAACUCCCCAGAGACUUGUCCUUGAGACACUUUGCAAGCUUAGCAUUCAUGAUAGCAAUGUGGACCUUAUUCUUGCCACCCCCCCAUUUAGUCGACAAGAGAAGCUUUACUCUACCUUGGUUCGAUAUGUAGGGGACCGGAAGAAUCAAGUGUACCGAGAAAUGUCAGUGGCAAUUUUGUCUAACCUUGCCCAAGGGGACAUGUUAGCAUCCCGUGCUAUUGCUGUACAGAAGGGAAGCAUUGGGAACUUAAUUAGCUUUUUGGAGGAUGGAGUUACAAUGGCUCAGUACCAACAAAGCCAGCACAACCUCCUGCAAAUGCAGCACUCGCAUAUGGAUCCACCAAGCAUUAAUAUGAUGUGCCGAGCAGCCAGAGCACUUUUGGCCAUGGCUAAAUUAGAGGAGAACCGCUCCGAGUUUCUUCUGUAUGAAAGCCGGCUGCUUGACAUUUCCAUAUCUUCAGUUCUGAACUCUAUAGUGGCGUCCACUGUUUGUGAAGUACUCUUUCAGAUUGGGCGCUUAUGACAGAAGUGGUAGGGCCAAGCAUGUGUGAGAAGAGACAUGGGGGAAAAGGUCACAUAUAAUUGGCUGUUUAUAUUUUUUAUUUAAAUGAGAUAAAGUAGUAGUAAUAAUAAUAAUAAUAAUAAUAAUAAUAAUAUAGAUGAGUAUUUGCUCCUCUGCCCCAUUCGGCACAUUUGGAAUUAAAAAUGAUUUUAAUAUGUGUGAUCAUCGGUGUUUGUGUGUUUGUAUGUUUUGUUUUCUUUUUCUGUAUUUUUGUUUAACUUUUUUUAAAGCCAAAGUUCCUAAUGAGUAUUUAUAUGAAUUCUUCUUAUUUUGUUCUUUAUAGCUGUGUUGGAAAAUUUAACAAUUUUAAGAGGUUUUUUUUUUUUUGCUUGUUUUUUAUUGUGAGCCCUCCUAAGUUAAAGGUAUUGCGAAAUGUCACUGGUAAAAUUGUCAUGUUAAAUGAAUAAAAUAAUCACUUGUUUCAUUACUGAAUUCAAAAGAAAUACUAUAAGUCAACACCUGAUGUGUCAUCAAAAGCUGAGGAUCCUUUUUUCUAACGUUCUAGACAAUAUGAGUGAUUUUAAUGUUUUAUAGUAAAAACCUUUUACCAGUAGGGUACAGUAUUGUCCCAUCUUCUCAACAAUACAAUGUUACUACUAUGUCAAAUUCAAUUCCUGCAUUUUACCUACUCUUACGGAAAGUCUUCAGCAGUUUUGUUUUUCAUUUUAUAUGUUUUUUUAAAAUAAUUAUAUAUAUAUAGGCCAUGAUGUAUAUAGAAGUUGUAUAUUGAAAAUGCCCCUGGCCUUUUUUAUAUAUUUGCUUGUUCCUUGGGUUGUUAAUUUGUGUGUGUUUCUUUUGCUUUCAACUUUGUUUUGUUACAGUUAUUUUUUUAUAAGGUGACUUAAAUGGUAUAGUUCUCAUUAUUAUUAUUAUUGUUAUUAUUAUUAUUAUUAAUAUUUUAUUUGGGCCAUAUCUCCUACUUGAGGGUAUUGUAAAAGUUUCUGUAUGUAAAAAGUCAUGCUCCAUUUCUGGGAGAGCAGCUGAUAUCCACAAUUGCUUCAUUGUCAAGGAAAGAAAGAAGUGGUUAUUUACCACAAGAAAUGGUUACAUAAAAAAUAACUAAAAACAAAAUGCUGAGAUUUGGUUUCAGUGACGCAAAUCAGCAUAUUUGUAUUUCAGAUAAUGUAGGUAUCAGACACAAGAAUUGAUGUAAAUUCCUCUCUUUCCUCUGAUUUUAAUGAAUAUCAUUUAUGCAGCAUCUGUUCUUUCUACUAUAUGUUCCACAUGUUAAGAAUAAAUGUACAUUAAAUCUUGUUAA